Molecule: messenger RNA, 3292 nt
Organism: Wyeomyia smithii (pitcher-plant mosquito)
Lineage: Eukaryota; Metazoa; Arthropoda; Insecta; Diptera; Culicidae
Gene: eIF4B
Product: eukaryotic translation initiation factor 4B
Exons: 5
Coding region: 70-1857 (595 amino acids)
Molecular function (GO): RNA binding
Source: RefSeq, a predicted model, not a curated record
ACGAUGACGGAGUGAAAAGAGAAAAAGCUCGCCCUUUCAUUACAGUUUCUGUGAACAAAGUUUACCACUAUGGCUACGUCGUCAGGCAAAAAAGGGAAGAAGACUUCCAAAAAGAACAAGCUUUCGCUUGGAGAGUUUCUCACCGAUGGUAACACAACUCCAGCGCAGGUGAAGGUCGCUGUUCCUCUGAAACUGCGCGACUGGGCUGAUGAAGCCGACGAAGAUGAGGACGAUCGUCCGAUACGCACCCAGAUGAUCGCUUUACCGACGGCACCGCGAGCAACGCGGCUGCUCAACGAUGACACCAUUCCGCACCAUCCACCCUAUCAGGCGUAUAUCUCGAAUCUGCCCUAUGACUUGAACGAAAAUGAUUUGCAUGACUUCUUCGAUGGCAUGGAAAUUUCCUCUCUUCGGUUGCCACGGGACGAUAAUGAUACUGGUCGGUUGAGAGGCUUCGGAUACAUAGAGUUUGGCAGGCGACAAGAUCUCAUCGACGCGCUUUCGAUUCCCGAGCCUUUGAUCCAUGGUCGUCGCAUUCGAAUUGAACUGUCGAGUGAAAAGGACAGCAAUCGACAAAGUCGCAACAAUCGCUACAAUGAUUACGGAGGCGAUUCGGAUCGACCUAUGGGCAACUGGCGGGAUGGUCCCCGCAGUAACUCCGAUCGCGACCAGGGUCAGCGAAGGCCUUACAAUAGUUACAACCGUGACCGCGGCGAUCGCGACAAUUCUGAUAGAGAACGCUAUCCAGACAGUGGUGCUGAUGGGAACUGGCGGUCGGGUGAUCGACCAGUGCAGCCCGCACCGGAUUCUCCACAAUCAGGGCGUCGUGGCUACGACCGUGGUUAUCGUCGAACAGGGGAUCGAUCCGUAGAGCGUGGUGGAAAGCGAGAUAUGGAGCCAUUGAUGGAAAGGCCAAAACUUGUACUGACGCCACGAACCUUGCCUCUACCGGAGAAACCCAAGCCCGAACCAGAAGCAGAUAGUUCUGAUAGAGACGCCAGUCAAGAGCGUAGGUACCACUCGGGUAGUGAGGCCUCAGAUGAUAAGGAAAACCGGAAAGUAGAGGCAGAACCUCGUCCGAAACCAACUCCGGUCCCAGCCGCGAAAGUAUUUGGUGAAGCAAAACCAGUAGAUACUGCAGCCCGUUUGAAGGAAAUCGAGGAACGAAUGCUGGAAAAACAACGCCUAGAAAAGGAGGAACGGCAAAAGAAGGCAGCGGAAGCCGCAGCUGCAGCUGAGGCAGCGGCUGCUACAACCGCCACCACUUCCGGUGACGAAGAUGGUAAUGAGAAAACCGAUCCCAGCAAGGAUGAAAACGAAGAUCAUACGGAGGAAAAGACCGAAAAGCAACCCGCUGAAGUAACCAAUUGGAGGGUGCGCAAUGAUGACAAAGAGGGUGAGCGUCGUGGCGGUCAGUCACCUUCUCGGCGCUACAGUCCGACCGGCAAGUACAACAAAAGAAACGAUGACUAUGACUACUCAGAUAACAGAGAUAAUCGCGACAUGCGAGACGGUCGGGACAGAGGCAUGAACAGGGACAAUCGGAACAUGAGGGACAAUCGGCGCGAUUACAACCGAAUGAACGACCGUGGCGAUCGGCGUGAAUAUCGGAUGGGAGAUCGUGAUCGCGACGGUGAUAUGAACCGCGGCGGUCGGGAUCGGGAUCAGCGUGACUACUACCGUGGCGCUGAUAACCGAGAACGUCGGGAAAAUGUGAGGCCAGCUGCGGAGCGCGAAAAGGAUCGUGAUCCAAAGCCAAUCGAGGAGCGGAUGCCAAAAUUCCAGGAACCAGCAGGACCGAAUCUAUCGGUGAAAAAUACGUACGAGGGACUGUCUGCGGACGAGAUUGACGAUUAAAUUUGAGAGACAAAAGGAUAUCAGCUAAAAAAAUCGUAACCGUACGGAAAUUCAAAGUGACUAAACGUUUAAAACACAAAUCUUAUUUUGGGAGCGACACGGGAGAAAGAGAUCAUAAGCGUACAAGAGGUAACAACGGUAGCAAGGCUAGACAAACAAUUAAAGCUAAUAUAAUCUAACACACCAAGGAGGAGAUCGCAAGACGCAUUGAAUGCGAACGACGACUGGUGGGUUUUGAGUAGACCAUUAUUCUUAGUAGUAGUUGUAUCAACAAUAUGCUGCCCCCUAGAUGCUGGAUGGGCGAUGAAAGUGCAGUGAGGAUUUCUUCCCGUUUAUCGUUUUUUUCGUGUUGUUGCAUUUUCAUCGCCCAGCAGUAAUCUUCAGCAUUAGUUCUUGAGCAGCGUUCGAAUGAGAAAAAAAGUGAGGGCAGUUGCUUACAACCUGUUCGCGGUCGAGAAGGACGCUCUUUCCGACCCGACCGAGAAAAGUCUGUAUAAUAUAUUCUAAUUGAUGUAACAUGUACUAAACGACUACCUUCAGUGCGAAGGAUGAUACAAUACUGAUGAUGUCCGAUUGUGUAUAUGGUGAAUGUAGACUUUUUAUUUAUAACAAAUCAAAAUCAGCGUUUUGAUGCUUUGCGGCGUUACCUGUGAGCAUUCACAUUUUGAUAAGACAUUUUUACAUACCACAGAGGAAUACUCGUUUGCUAAAGAGAAAGAGGGUGAUAAGCAAAUCUAGAAUAAUAAUCCCUUCCGAGUGUUGUAUUACCCUGCACGUUCGCUUUUUCUGACUGUUUUCUGAGUUCUUGACGUUGAUUUCUUUCAAUGUGUGCGUUCCAGUGUGAGCUAUUAUUCCGUAGAGUACGGAGCAUAAACAAACCGCGUGUGGCUAGAGAGUGUCGAUUUGAACAAUUGUGAACAAUCCAAAUGAUUCCAGAAUGUGCUUAUUAUGUUUUUUUUCCGUUUCGGUAUACAAGUUUUUGUUUCGCUCGUUUGUUCGAAAUUGUUGCUUUUGUAAAGAUAUUAUACUAUGUGUUUACUUGUCACCUGAGUUACUCAGUAAAAGUGUUGCGAACCAUCAAAUGAAUAGAAGUAUGCUUAGUUAUUUUAUUAUAUAAUCGAACUGCUAAUAAGGUAGCCUCUCAAUCGUCUACCAAAUUCUUGCAAAUAUACAUCAAAACCAUGUUUCUUUAUACAUAUAUUUUUUUCAUAGAUAAUCAAGAAACAAAUAGUUAAUUUACUGUUUAAGAGAAGAGAUGGGAAAAUAGACUAAACUGUUGUAAUAUCUCCUACGAAGCUAAUCUUCAUUUAUAUAGGAAAAAAAUCUGGAAGGCGCAGAAUGGAAUUAUUUAAACUACUGCAACACAUAUAUAGGACAUAAAAAGCAGAACCAUCAAGACAAAAUACAACAAACUGAAAGCUAACCGUGGACGGAA